ACUCAGCAGGUCCGCCCCUGCACUGCAGCUGCCAUUUUGGUUUUGUUCCGUGUCGGGAAGCGAAAGCUGAAAGGCGAUUAGUCGGACAGCGGUAGCAGCACAGUGACUCGGCAGGAACAGCGACGGUUUCAUUCACGCACCGUGUCUGAGAGGACUGGUGUUUAGCUCUCGCUCUUUGUUGCUUUUUCUGGUCUGUUUUCCGCCAUUCUUUCUUCGUGCCUGCAGUUCUAACCGUCGACGUUUCGCACGAGGAGCGGCUUUAGAGACGGAGUGGACCGAGAAGGGUUAUUGAUGUCCAGCUCGCCGCUGUCCAAGAAGCGUCGCUUGUCAGGAUCAGAGACGAAGACGGGAUCCCACUGCUCCUCCUCAAACUCUGUCAGAACUGAACUAUCCCACACUCCUGCUAACGGCAUGGCUAAAAAUGGAAAUGAUGCUGAGAUUGAUGAAGGCCUGUACUCCAGACAGCUGUAUGUGUUGGGCCAUGAUGCGAUGAAGCGCAUGCAGAACUCCAAUGUGCUGGUCUCAGGACUUCGUGGCCUUGGUGUGGAGAUUGCCAAGAAUGUCAUUCUGGCUGGAGUCAAGAGUGUCACUGUGCACGAUGAGGGUGUGGCCGAAUGGAGAGAUCUUUCCUCACAGUUUUACCUUCGGGAGGAAGAUCUGGGGAAGAACCGGGCUGAGGUCAGUCAGGCGCGGCUGGCUGAACUCAACAGCUAUGUUCCUGUAACAGCUUACACCAGCGCACUCACCAACGACUACCUGACACAGUUUCAGGUGGUGGUCCUGACUAACUCAACACUUGAGGAUCAAACUCGCAUCAGUGAUUUUUGCCACAGCAAAAGCAUCAAACUAGUCAUUGCUGACACACGUGGACUGUUUGGGCAACUUUUUUGUGAUUUCGGAGAUGAUAUGAUGGUCUAUGAUACCAACGGAGAGCAGCCUCUAAGUGCCAUGAUAUCCAUGAUCACCAAGGACGGUGCCGGUGUGGUGACCUGCCUGGAUGAGGCCAGACAUGGCUUUGAGAGCGGAGACUCCGUCACAUUCACAGAAGUGCAAGGCAUGACUGAGCUUAACGGCUGCCAGCCCAUUGAAAUCAAAGCACUUGGUCCCUACACUUUCAGUAUCUGUGACACUAUAUCCUUCUCCGACUAUGUAAGAGGGGGCAUUGUGACACAGGUCAAGAUGCCCAAGAAAGUUUCCUUUAAAAGCUUCAGCUCAUCAAUGUCAGAGCCAGAGUUUUUGCUGACUGAUUUUGCCAAGUUUGAUCGUCCUGGCCAGCUGCAUCUGGGCUUCCAGGCUCUGCAUGCCUUUGAGAAAAAACACAGUCGUGCUCCCAAGCCCUGGAACCAGUCGGAUGCAGAUGAGCUCGUUGCCUUGGCUGCUGAGGUGAAUGCAGCACAAUCAGGCUCUGCCAAGCAGGAGGAGCUGGACCAAGCACUUCUCAAAAAGCUCUCCUGUGUUGCUGCUGGAGACCUGGCCCCAGUCAAUGCGUUCAUUGGUGGGCUUGCUGCCCAGGAGGUUAUGAAGGCAUGCACAGGCAAAUUUAUGCCCAUUAUGCAGUGGCUGUACUUUGAUGCACUGGAGUGUUUAUCUGAAGCCGAGGGAGCAGUUCUAACAGAAGAGGAAUGUGCACCAAAAGGCUGUCGAUAUGAUGGGCAGAUUGCCGUGUUUGGCAACAAGAUGCAGGAACUGUUGGCCAGACAGCGCUACUUUUUGGUUGGUGCCGGAGCUAUUGGUUGCGAAUUGCUUAAGAACUUUGCCAUGAUUGGCUUGGCCAGUGGAGAGGGAGAGGUCAUUGUCACUGACAUGGACACCAUUGAAAAAUCCAACCUUAACCGUCAGUUCCUCUUUAGGCCAUGGGAUGUCACGAAGAUGAAGAGUGAGACUGCUGCUGCUGCAGUGAAGCAGAUGAACCCAUCCAUCCGCAUCACAGGCCAUCAGAACAGAGUAGGUCCGGACACAGAGAAAAUCUAUGACGAUGACUUCUUUGAGAAUCUGAAUGGUGUGACCAACGCUUUGGACAAUGUGGAUGCACGUAUGUACAUGGAUCGUAGGUGUGUGUACUACCGAAAGCCGCUGCUGGAGUCUGGUACCCUUGGUACUAAAGGAAAUGUACAGGUUGUUAUGCCUUUCAUCACAGAGUCUUACAGCUCCAGCCAAGAUCCCCCAGAGAAGUCUAUUCCCAUCUGCACCCUGAAGAACUUCCCCAAUGCUAUUGAACACACACUUCAGUGGGCUCGGGAUGAGUUUGAGGGACUGUUCAAACAGCCUGCUGAAAAUGCCAUGCAGCAUCUAUCAGACCCAAAGUUCAUGGAGCGCACUUUGAAGCUUCCUGGUGCCCAGCCUGCGGAAGUCCUGGAGGCAGUGUACAAGAGUCUGGUGACGGACUGUCCACGCAGUUGGGACGACUGUGUAGCCUGGGCACGAAAUCACUGGCAGUGCCAAUACAGCAAUAACAUUCGGCAGUUGCUGCACAAUUUCCCUCCUGAUCAGCUCACAAGUUCUGGAGCUCCAUUCUGGUCAGGCCCCAAAAGAUGUCCUCAUCCUUUAGAAUUUAGCACCAGCAACGAUCUGCACAUGGACUAUGUAAUUGCUGCAGCCAACUUGUAUGCUCAGACAUACGGCCUAAAAGGCUCCACCGACCGUGAGGCUGUGGCCAAGUUGAUACAGCAAGUGAAAGUUCCAGAGUUUACUCCCAGAUCAGGAGUGAAAAUCCAUGUAUCUGAUCAAGAGCUGCAGAGUGCCAACGCCUCAGUGGAUGACUCGAGGCUUGAAGAGCUGAAGACUCUGCUGCCGUCUUCAGAGGCUGGAGCACAGUUUAAGCUUUGUGCCAUUGACUUUGAAAAGGAUGACGACACAAACUUCCACAUGGACUUCAUAGUAGCGGCAUCCAAUCUGAGAGCAGAGAAUUAUGACAUUCCUCCAGCGGAUAGACAUAAGAGCAAACUCAUUGCUGGAAAGAUCAUUCCUGCCAUCGCCACGACGACAGCUGCUGUAGUAGGCCUGGUGUGUCUGGAGCUGUUUAAGAUCAUUCAGGGCCACAAGAAGCUGGAAUCCUUUAAGAACGGCUUCAUGAACCUCGCUUUGCCUUUCUUCGCUUUCUCCGAACCCAUUGCUGCUCCCAAGCACAAGUAUUAUGAUAUCGACUGGACGCUAUGGGAUCGCUUUGAAGUGAAGGGCAUUCAACCAAGCGGUGAGGAAAUGACACUCCGCCAGUUCCUGGAUUACUUCAAGAAUGAACACAAGCUGGAUAUCACAAUGCUGUCUCAGGGGGUGUCGAUGCUUUACUCUUUCUUCAUGCCCACCGCCAAGCUUAAAGAAAGACUGGAAUUGCCUAUGACCGAGAUAGUGACCAAGGUGUCAAAGAAGAAGCUGGGCAAGCACGUCAGGGCACUCGUGUUUGAACUCUGCUGCAACGAUACGACUGAGGAAGACGUGGAGGUGCCCUAUGUCAGAUACACCAUUCGCUGAAAGACUGUCUGGGAUGGGGGGAGGGGGCAUUAGUUAUUUCAGCAGGUGGGAGGUAAAUCAGCCGUGCUUAAGAACAACGGGGGGAGUCCAAAGUUAAUUAAGAAACAAAUAAAUCCAAAACGUGACCAUGGGGAAGGGAUUGACUUCUGAAAGCAGUGUAUUUAAAACCAGGUUUUAACCCAGGAGUCAAAAUUCCUACAUUUAAAAUGUGUCUUGGGCCUGUCGGGCACUGGGAUGGAUGAUAGUUUGGGGAUAUGAAUGCGAUUGGACCUUUUAACUUGAACUGUUAUUUAAAACUGGCUGCAUUAAAUCUGCAGUGUAUGAGUAUGCACUCUCCCUGUAUAAAGAGAACAACACUCUGCUCUUUUAACCUGUCUUUUGUUCCAUUUGACUGCACUGUUCACCCUUUUCCCAAAAUGAUGGGCCAAUAUUCUUGGUUUACAUUUUUUUUUUGAACAUGGAAUAUUAAACGAUGCAAAAACAGCCCUAAACAAGAGCAUUUAAAUAUCAGUGCUUUAUUUCCUCAUUUGUUCCAACCAUUUGAUUCAUAGCCAAUACACUGACACUCUAAACACUCGUUAAUGAGGAAAGCUGCAGGUCUCGUCACUUGUGCAGCGCUGCUUGUAGUUAAGGUCUUGACAAGUUGAUCUCACAUUGAACACUUUCACUUCCAUGGGUCUUGUUGGAGUGUUCUCUCUGGCUUCUGCCACAGAUGUGGCACCUGCACAUAACUUGAGGGGGUUUUUUUUGGGGUGGAUGUGCACACACCGUGUAGGACAGUCUCUUUUUUUUCUUUUUCUUUUUACUUUGUGUAACUCCAGACAUUACAGUAAAAUGUGAUUUUAUUCUGUAAUGGGAGCACUUAGUGUUUAGUGAAUAAAGAUGUAAAAGUU
Molecule: messenger RNA, 4361 nt
Organism: Trichomycterus rosablanca
Lineage: Eukaryota; Metazoa; Chordata; Actinopteri; Siluriformes; Trichomycteridae
Gene: uba1
Product: ubiquitin-like modifier activating enzyme 1
Exons: 26
Coding region: 292-3468 (1058 amino acids)
Biological process (GO): ubiquitin-dependent protein catabolic process; protein ubiquitination; DNA damage response
Cellular component (GO): cytoplasm; nucleus
Molecular function (GO): ubiquitin activating enzyme activity
Source: RefSeq, a predicted model, not a curated record